Messenger RNA from Lampris incognitus (smalleye Pacific opah), 6108 nucleotides. RefSeq names its product collagen alpha-1(IV) chain-like. Gene Ontology annotation, molecular function: extracellular matrix structural constituent. Lineage: Eukaryota; Metazoa; Chordata; Actinopteri; Lampriformes; Lampridae. The record is from RefSeq and is a predicted model, not a curated record. Gene Ontology annotation, cellular component: collagen trimer. The transcript is spliced from 52 exons. The coding region runs from base 1 to 6108 and encodes 2035 amino acids.
AUGACGUCAUGGAGAAACGAGAUGAGAGGAAGGGUGGAGCUCGGGGAGCCAGGCUACCCUGGUGCUGAUGGACUCCCUGGACUGGUUGGAUACCCUGGAAACGAGGGCCACCCCGGGCCCCUGGGAGCAAAGGGAAUUCCCAGCAAGGAAGGAACUAUGGGCCCACCCGGAAUCCCAGGAUGCAACGGGACAAAGGGGGAAAUCGGAUACCCGGGGCUCCCUGGGCUCCCAGGACCUUCUGGCUGUGCGGGAGAUUCUUUCUUCUUUAAUCCACCCCCAAAUGUCAAAGGAGUGCAGGGUCAGCAGGGACGAGAUGGAGAGAAGGGGGACAGUGGAUUUCCAGGUGAACCAGGCCUACCAGGACCCCCAGGACCCCCAGGAGUCCCAGGAACCCCAGGAGUACCAGGACUGCAAGGAGAGAAGGGCCAGGAGGGUCUUAGUCCUGUGAUUCCAGGACCCAGAGGACUGAAGGGUGACAGAGGUCCACCUGGGAUUCCGGGCCAGAAAGGAAUCAAACUUUAUGCCGAGGGACCAAAGGAACUCAAGGGAGAGCCUGGUGAAGUUGGAGAUAAAGGCUGCCCUGGAACACCUGGACUGGCGGGGCGACAAGGAAACAAGGGGGUGAAAGGGGGGAGCGGUGACCCUGGAGCUCCGGUAGGAGUGUUAGCAGGGAAUGAAAUCCUACUGGUGCUGUUUUACACCUCCUGGAGACCAAAUGAGUAUCUCAGUACAUACUGUCUUCGUAUUUCAGGGGGGAGCCUGGAGAACGUGGCUAUCUGGGGCCUCCUGGACUCGACGGAGCCAAGGGCCUUGCGCUCGAGGUUGGUGCAGCCAGCCAGGAUACUCUCCAUGUUGCGUCAGUGGAAACUUCAGGGUGUCCUGGAGUCCAUGCCAAACUCCCUCAGCCUACGGAGGAAGAGGAAUCCUCUCGCCGCCUUGACAACGGUGCCACAUAUUCAGGUCAAUAAUGUCCUGCCAGGCAAGCGUGGGGCUCCUGGCGCUGCUGGACCACAAGGACUUUCUGGAGAGCAAGGCAUUAUAGGUUUUCCUGGACUGCAGGGCGAGCCAGGUGUGGGCAUUCCCGGUCCUCCUGGGCCCCCUGGGCCCCCAGGCCAAACUGGAGACAAAGGAGACAGAGGAGAACCAGCUCCAUUUAUUCAGGGGCCACAAGGACAAACUGGAUCCCCAGGAAUCAUUGGACCUGUAGGAGAACAAGGAGACCCUGGAAUACCAGACUUUUUACAGGGAGAUGUGGGCCCUACAGGCCCCAGAGGAGUUAAGGGCCUCAGAGGAUCUGCUGGAAAUAGAGGAAGGAAUGGAGAGAAAGGUGAAAAGGGGGAUGUGUGUAGAAACUGCGCUCUAUUUUUAUCUGUGGCCGGACCUCCUGGACCUCCUGGAGCACUUGGCAACCCAGGCGAAGCAGGUCGGGUUGGCCCUCCAGGGAUUAAAGGUCACAGAGGGGUCAAAGGUCUUCGAGGAAGUCCUGGUCCUCAGGGGCUGUUUGGUAUACCAGGUGUGAUUGGACCCCCAGGGCUCAAAGGUGAGAAAGGCUUCUUGGACAAAACUGGGGAGAAGGGAGAGAUGGGGGACCCUGGUAUGCCUGGAGAGCUUGGCCCUCAAGGAGUCAAUGGAUCCCCUGGUCUCCCCGGCCUGAAAGGCAUCAUGGGAAUCACGGGCAACCCUGGGCCUCUAGGGCCCAAAGGUGAAAGAGGCCUAGCUGGAGUGAAUGGUCCUAGAGGACGCACAGGACAGAUGGGGAUCCAAGGUGCCCCUGGAAUUGGGCCCCCCGGUCUCCCAGGGCCAAAGGGAAACCUUGGGAUUUUGGGACAGCGUGGCAACCCUGGAGAUCCAGGCGAGAAGGGAGCUGUUGGUAAAACCAUCACAACCCCAGGAGAUCCAGGUCACAAGGGAGAGAAAGGCUUCUCGGGCAACCCUGGACCCCAAGGAACCACAGGCCUUCCUGGCUUCCCUGGACUCCCAGGUCUGAAAGGGGAACAGGGAGACGAGGGCCUUCAUGUCCAGGGUCCUCCAGGAAACACAGGGCCUAAAGGAGAGAAGGGUCUCCCUGGAGUUCCUGGAUCACCGGCGUUUGGAAGCCGAGGACGACCGGGACCUUCGGGAGCCCCAGGCAUGCCGGGAACUAAGCGGGAUGGUCAUGGCAGGGCAUCUAGGCUUGGGUUUGAGUCGCAGAUGGAGCUUGGAGAUGACCAGCCUAUGAUCCGUCCAACAAUCAUCGGCAUGUGGGAGUGCCUUGGUGACAUUGACGUUGGAUCGGUCCUUCAUGCGUACAAUCACAAAGUCAAUGAGAUGCCAGUGGGUGACUUGGGUGUGGGGCUUCCAGGGCAGCUGGGCCGGCCUGGUCCCCAAGGAGAGGGGGGCUCAGUAGGGCCUAGUGGGAACCCUGGCCUCCACGGACUGGAUGGACGCCCAGGAUCCCCAGGCAAAGAUGGUCCCGCAGGACCCCAAGGCAUUGUAAGAAAUAAAACAAGAUCAUUUCCUGGAGCUGAUAUAGGAAGUGACCACGAUUUGGUGAUGAUGACCGUCAACAUAAAGCUGAAAAAGCAGAAAAGAGAAAAGAAUUGUAGAAUCAAAUAUGACCUUGAAAAACUAAAAGAUUCAAAUGUCAGAGACGAACUCCAAGCCAGAAUUGAAGGACGUUUUGCUGCUCUCUGGAACUUAGACAAUGUUGAAGAGGUGACCGAAAAGUUCUCGGAAGAAAUGAACAAAGCCACACUAGAAAUACUAGGUAACAAGAAGUCCAAGAAACAUCAAUGGAUUCAAGAUAGAACAUUGAAGCUAUGCGACAAAAGAUGCGAAGCCAAGGCUCUGAAGUACAGCUCUGAAGAAUGCAAGGAGGAAUACAGAAAAUGUAACAGAGAAGUGAAAGCUGUGAUGAAGAAAGAUAAGGAGGAAUGGAUUGAACAAGAAUGUCGAAUUAUUGAUACCAACCUGAGGCACAACAACACUAAAAUGGCUUUCCAAACAGUGAAGAAAUUCACAGAACAAAACACAACAGAGCUCCUCAUAGACGUCCGGCAGAAGGCCGACCCUCUCUCACAGCUGAAACUUAAUGGUGAGGCUGUGGAGAGGGUCAACAGCUUUAAAUACCUGGGAACCACCAUCGACAGCAGGCUGACCCUCAAUGACAACAAUAUGAAUAUUAUCAAGAGAUGCCACCAGAAGACCUACCUACUAUGGAGACUGAGCUCAGCAUUCAACACCAUCGUGCCCUCAAAGCUUGUCACCAAACUCAGGGACAUGAGACUCAAUACCUACCUCUGCAACUGGAUACUGGACUUCCAACAGUUUGCUGAUGACACCGUCUGCCUCAUCACAGAUAGCAAUGAGAUGCCCUACAUGGAAGUGGUAAAAGCCCUGGUGAGGUGGUGCCAGGACAACAACUUCUCCCUCAACAUCAGCAAAACCAACGAGAUGAUCAUGUACUUCAAGAGGCAACGAGAGGGUUGCAGAGGUACUGACGGUAUCCCAGGCCCUGUUGGUCCUGUAGGAAUAUGUACAUCUGGACCACCUGGAGUCCCAGGACCCUCAGGAGAGAGAGGCUUUGCUGGUUUCACAGGGCCCAGGGGACCAAAAGGUCUUCAGGGAGAUGCAGGUCUGCCAGCAGAGGGGACCCUGGGCCCUGUGGGCCCAUAUGGACCCCCAGGGUUUGAUGGAGCCCCAGGCGGCAAAGGACCUAUGGGCCUAAAAGGCUUCAGAGGAAAGGAUGGUGAACGUGGAAACCCUGGUGUCAGAGGAGACGUGGGGCCACCAGGAACCUGUGGGACCCCUGGAAUUGAUGGGGAUCCGGGGCAGGAAGGACGACCAGGACCAAAAGGGGUUAUGGGUGCUGAUGCGGUGAGGGGCCCCCAGGGUCCACCAGGGCCCAGGGGUGAGGUAGGGGAGCCUGGCCCUAAAGGAAGCAAGACUAUUAUAGAGCUGUAUGGAGACCCUGGCAGCACUGGACCUCCGGGGCCUCAUGGUGUGACUGGUCUCAAAGGAGAGGAUGGACUCCAGGGUCCCAGUGGCCCUAAUGGCAAUAAUGGUAACCCUGGCAGUGCUGGACCCCGAGGUCUUCCUGGAGACCCAGGUAGAGAUGGAGAGAAAGGACUUCCUGGUUUCCAUGGUAACCGAGGUAACCAAGGAGACAUGGGGUUGCCAGGUACAAAGGGUGAGAAGGGGGCUGUGGGUGUUCGUGGAGAGUCUGGUCCAGACGGAUCCCCAGGACCCUGUGGACUAAAAGGUUGUAAAGGAGAGCCAAGUCCUCCUGGACCUGGACCUAGAGGCCGGCAAGGAGAGAAGGGAGAUCCAGGCUUCCCAGGAGCUCUAGGAGUCAGGGGUGAGAGAGGGGAGGCAGGCAAGGCUGGACCACCAGGAGCCAUCGGCCCCCAUGGGCCCAAGGGAAGCGAAGGAGCCAUUGGAUCUAGGGGUCUGCCAGGGUUGACAGGUGAAAGGGGUUUUCAGGGGCCUCCAGGAGCCAAUGGCUGUCUAGGACCCAGUGGCCUUAAAGGCAACAUUGGGCCUCCUGGAGAUCCAGGACCAGCCGGUCCCAGAGGAAACCAAGGACAAGACGGGAUACCUGGAUCAGCCGGAGAAAAAGGAAUCAUGGGAGUGCCAGGAGUUGGAGCUCAAGGACCGGAUGGAGAAAUGGGCCACCCUGGGCUGGAGGGAGAUGAGGGGACCCCUGGACACUGUGGUCCUUCUGGGCCCCCGGGCCCCCUCGGAGACAUGGGACCCCCAGGGGUCGGUGGCCCAGCAGGAAAUCCUGGCAGCCCUGGCAGGGAUGGCAUCUGUACUGAAGGUCCUAAAGGAGACAGGGGUCCCAACGGAGCACUGGGACAUACAGGGAAGCAGGGACCUCGUGGCGCCCCAGGCCUUCCGGGUCCCGGUAUCAAAGGAGAGAAGGGCUAUAAGGGUGCUAUGGGCCUGCUGGGAAUAACUGGUUUCCAUGGAGAGCCUGGUUCCCCGGGCCUGCUGGGUCAAGAUGGACGGCCUGGGAUCCCAGGGCCCAAAGGAAUGAUGGGAGUCACUGGAAGCGUAGGACCUGUUGGCCAGAAGGGGGAGCCUGGAAAGCCAGGAGAACGUGGUACUCCUGGAGCUACUGGACCCCCUGGGAAGCCGGGGGCGGCGGGGAGAGACUUCUUUAUAGAGCUGGUGUUGCUGCCAGGAGACAAAGGAUCAGUGGGGCCCCUGGGUGUUAACGGGGAGCUGGGGCUGCUAGGGGCCCCUGGAAGACCUGGCCCUUCAGGUGUGCAGGGCCCGAGGGGUGGUACCGGUCCAGAGGGACCAGCUGGUCUGCCUGGAUUCCACGGGUCAAAAGGAGAGAGAGGUCUCCCUGGACCACAAGGUUUUCAGGGGGAGGCAGGUCCAAUGGGGGCUAAAGGCCCUCGGGGGCCCCCUGGUCCCUACCUUAGCGUCCCAGUAGAACAAGAUGGCUUCAUUUUUACCACACACAGCCAGCAGCAGUAUAUCCCAGAGUGCCCUGCAGGAUCCAGCUUCCUCUACUCUGGUUACUCCCUCCUGUUCAUCAAUGGCAACAACAGAGCACAUGGACAAGACCUGGGUACACUGGGUAGCUGUCUGCCUCUCUUCAACACCAUGCCCUUCCUGUUCUGUAACACUGACAGCACCUGUCGCUAUGCCUCCCGCAACGACUACUCCUAUUGGCUGUCCACUGACCAAUCAAUGCCCAGCGAUAUGGCCCCCCUGUCUGGAGACUUACUGGAGAGAUAUGUCAGCCGGUGUGCUGUGUGUGAAACCACAGCUAACGUGAUGGCAGUCCACAGCCAGACCAGUCAGGUCCCAGUUUGUCCCAGAGGGUGGCGCUCUCUCUGGGCUGGUUACUCCUUUGUCAUGCAAACUGGAGUUGGCUCAGAGGGCAGUGGGCAGCCGCUAGCCUCUCCAGGAUCCUGUCUGCAGGACUUCAGACAGAUUCCCUUCAUCGAAUGUCACGGCAGAGGGACCUGCAACUACUACACCGACUCCUACAGCUACUGGCUGGCGGCUCUGGACCCCAGCGACCUGUUCAGUAAGCCCAGACCUCAGACAGUGAAGGGAGAUUUUCCAGGCAGCAUCAUCAGCCGCUGUCGGGUUUGUAUGAAACAGCGGUAG